CUUUGUUCCUUUCAAAAAAAUGGAGGGAGAUAUGGAAAUCAAACAAUCAAAGUUCAAGAGAAUCUGCGUGUUCUGUGGGAGUAGCCCUGGAAAGAGAAGCAGUUAUAAAGAAGCUGCUAUUGAGCUCGGCAGGGAAUUGGUUUCAAGAAACAUCGAUCUGGUUUAUGGAGGAGGAAGUAUUGGACUAAUGGGUUUGAUUUCGCAAGCAGUUUUUGAUGGUGGCCGCCAUGUCAUUGGAGUGAUUCCCAAGACACUUAUGCCAAGAGAGAUCACUGGAGAAACAGUAGGGGAAGUUAAGGCAGUAGCAGACAUGCACCAAAGAAAAGCUGAGAUGGCUAGACAAUCUGAUGGCUUCAUUGCCUUACCCGGUGGAUAUGGAACUCUUGAAGAACUUCUUGAAGUCAUAACCUGGGCCCAACUUGGAAUCCACGAUAAACCGGUGGGAUUGUUGAAUGUGGACGGGUACUACAACUCGUUGUUGUCAUUUAUUGACAAAGCAGUGGAAGAAGGUUUCAUCAGCCCAAAUGCUCGCCAUAUCAUAGUCUCGGCUCCCACUGCAAAAGAGCUGGUCCAGAAUAUGCAGGUUUUGUUUUUGAUUCUUUACCCAUUAAUUUUCCAUUAGUUUUUGCAAACCCCC
This is a messenger RNA of Hibiscus syriacus, 637 nucleotides long. Its product is annotated as cytokinin riboside 5'-monophosphate phosphoribohydrolase LOG1-like. Gene Ontology annotation, molecular function: hydrolase activity, hydrolyzing N-glycosyl compounds. Lineage: Eukaryota; Viridiplantae; Streptophyta; Magnoliopsida; Malvales; Malvaceae. Gene Ontology annotation, biological process: cytokinin biosynthetic process. Gene Ontology annotation, cellular component: cytosol; nucleus. The transcript is spliced from 6 exons. The coding region runs from base 20 to 622 and encodes 200 amino acids. The record is from RefSeq and is a predicted model, not a curated record.